AUGACUGCUUGGCAGACAGUUUUAAUCACCAUAUUGCUGCUCUUUUCUGUUCUCGACACCGCGCAAAGUGGUCCGGACGUUUCGCUGGUAUACAAAAUUUGCAGCGCCGACGAGUUUAGCACUUACGAUACAUACGCUGGCUCCGUUGCCGAAGUCCUCAACCGUCUGAUGGGCAAAACGUCGAGCUCAGGUUUCAAUCUUUACAUCACAAGUAAUCCCUCGUUUAGCAGUCUUUGCUACGGUCACGAAGCGUGCGACGGGGCACUCAGCCACUCGGACUGCGACUCCUGCUUGAAGUCCGCCACAAACUUGAUCAUCGAUCAGUGCGAGUACCGCGUUGGAGUUCAAUUCCAACUGGAAGAUUGCAGGAUCAGAUUUCUGUUGCAAGUCGUGCCUCUUGCGGGGAUCCCUCCGGUCGGGCGCAUCAUCGCCGGUGAUUUGGAGGGUCGUCCGUCGUCGUUGAUGCGAGUGGAGGCGUAG
Messenger RNA from Eucalyptus grandis, 480 nucleotides. RefSeq names its product antifungal protein ginkbilobin-like protein. Lineage: Eukaryota; Viridiplantae; Streptophyta; Magnoliopsida; Myrtales; Myrtaceae. Bases 1 to 480 code for a protein of 159 amino acids. The record is from RefSeq and is a predicted model, not a curated record. Gene Ontology annotation, cellular component: plasmodesma. The transcript is spliced from 2 exons.